This is a messenger RNA of Geodia barretti, 1177 nucleotides long. Lineage: Eukaryota; Metazoa; Porifera; Demospongiae; Tetractinellida; Geodiidae. The record is from the annotation of a GenBank genome assembly.
UCAGGGCUAAUCGGGGAAAAAUGGCUACCAAGCGCUCGAAGUCUUCUUGCUGCGAGUACGAGUUCACAGACUCCCUGUGCCGCCUGGGGGAGGUUCUCCUGGCGUUCUCCAGCGGCGUUCUGACGAUGGUGACGUUCGGGACGCCGUAUUGGAUGGUGAGAGAGCCGCAGACGAGCAAUGACGCCGACGAGGUGUCCUACCACCUCGGUCUGUGGCAGAACUGCACCGUGCUGGACACCAAAGUCUGCACCGGGCUCCCUCUUAGAGGCGACUCCGUUCCGACUUAUCUAAUGAUAACGCGAGUAUUCAUGUCCGCUGCACUGGCCGCUGGACUCAUUUCCUGGCUCAUCUGUGUACUGGCUCUAAUGCAGCACAAAUCCCUGUGGCUCUUCCUUUCGGCCAUUGCCUACACCGUCCAAGGUACCACUUACAUGUACCUCGGUCAGGUUGAAUUGCGUUACGUACAGAUCUGGGAGAGAAAAUACCAUGACCAAUGGUUUUCUCUAAUGUUGGGACUAUCCUCGUUCACCCGUGCCUACCACGACACAAAGGACGCCCAUGCCAGCUGGUCCUACACUCUGGGCUGGGUCUCCUUCCUCUUCUCCCUCGUCUGCGCCACUUACUUCAUCCUCAUCGCAGUCUGGCGCAUGCGGAGGCCGCGCGCCGCUAAAGUGAUCCAGAGCUCCCAGCAAAGCUCCUACACUCCGUUGGCGCAGUUUGAAGAAUCCUCCGACAGCUCCUCGGAGAAUGACGAGAAACUAUAAAUAGAUACAUUACAUCAUCCCCAUCGGUGUCAGUGUCUGUUACUAAAAAUAUCACCUCUCAUCCUUUGUUCCCAAAUAUACCCUGUGCAACGAUUAUUGUGUUUUUUUCCAUUGUCAGUUUUAUACAGAGUGCAAAAAUGAAAUGCAGUGUGCCAUAGUAUUUUAUGUAAACCACACCCACUAAUCAUAAGGGUUCAUUGAGUCGUCUGAAGAAGUGUCUGUGUCUUUGGAGCUCUGUUGGUGGGUGUGGCUUCCUGGUGACUGUUGUGAGGAGUGCAGGUGGUGAGGUUGGUGAUUGGCACCGGACUGUUUCUGCUGCUCUAAAGACAGGCCCUGGAACCUAUUGUGUCUGUACUCCACUUCCUCUCUGUUACUGAGAUCAGAAAGAAGAGAGAAAAAAGGCAAAAGGGCUU